Messenger RNA from Sciurus carolinensis (gray squirrel), 3205 nucleotides. RefSeq names its product coiled-coil domain containing 27 (gene Ccdc27). The transcript is spliced from 14 exons. The record is from RefSeq and is a predicted model, not a curated record. The coding region runs from base 1 to 3195 and encodes 1064 amino acids. Lineage: Eukaryota; Metazoa; Chordata; Mammalia; Rodentia; Sciuridae.
AUGGCUGAGGGCAUCCGCCGAGGAGGCGGCAAAGCCUGGGAAGCCAGCGCACAAGGCAGCGGCGCCGGGCGGCAGAACAGGACGAAGCCAAGAAAGCGUCUGGGGAGCCGGCAGGAGCGAGCGCGCACCCCUGAGGACUCCAAGGGCUGGCUCCCGAGCGGACGCCCAGCACUAACGCGGACUGGGCGGCACCUCCUUGUGCUGGGCAGUGCCCCGCAGGGCAAAGGAUCCCAGAGUGAGGGCACUCGCCUCUCCAGACCAUGCCGUGCGCUGGGCCGCCAGGGCGCGCCGAGCGGAGCCUGCGCACAGGGGAGGCGCUCGGAGAGGCGGCGCCCUCCGCGUCCUGAACCCGCGGCCUGCUGGGCGGGGGCCGGGCCGCCGUGCCACCGGUGUGGAGCCCGUGAGCUCCGCUGCAGAGCCCCGAGUCCCUUUCCGGCCGCAGUGGGACCCACAGGCCGAGAGGGAGGCUCGGGGCAGGCGCGAGAAAGGGCGCGCUUCCUGGGCGCAGCGGGUCCCAGGGCCAGGGCCCGGGGGACCUGCGGCAGCAAACAGCGACCCCUCCUGCGGAACUGCGGGACAUGGCGUCUCCCCUGGGAUGGCCAGGCCAGUGGGUGCCUGAUCCGCCUGGGCUCCCGCGGCCUGGCCAUCCUGGCUCGCAGGCACGCGCGGGGCACCCGAGGAAACAGGUGCGACCCGGUCAGGAAGCACAAGGGGCGGCGGGGUCCUGCUCGUCCCACGGGACCCUGGUCUCAGAGGGGGGCUGCGGUCGCGGCCGGCACCGCGCAGAGGCAAAUCUGGUUGGGUCCUGAUGGCCGGUCUCGCGGUCCAGCCGAGCGCCCCUGGCUCCGCCCCGGGGCGGCUCCUGCGGGCGGGUCUCCUGAUUUCACGACGGGGCUUCUCCUGCUCCUGUCCAUCUGUGGGAUAAUUAAGAAAGACAGUCCCUUCGGCGAUCGGACUUUCCACUCGGCGAAGGCACGAAGGCUGCUCUUUCCCGAGCAAAAGGAGCCGACUGGGCGGCGCGAGGCCAACGCGACGCAGGCGCCCUUACGCCCCCCCGCGUCCCAGCGCUCACAGCCCGGCCCCACCGGCCUGGCCGCUGCCCCUUGCCAGUGGCUCUUCCCGGCGCCCGCAGCCUGCCUCCCUUCUCGGUGGACUUACUUAUUCCACACGUUCCACGAACUGGAGUGGACCAUGCGCGCUUGGCCCUUCUCGCCGAGCCUGGUGUGCUCGGGUGGAACUGCAGACCGAGAGCCCACAGGAGCAGCAGGCCUACGUUCUGACUCGGGGGAACUGUGGGAGUUGCGCCCCGCCUUCCUGACGUUACCUAAGAAAGGCGGCGUGAUGGAGAGGUGUAGUUUGAUGCCUCACUCAAUGGCCAGGGGUCUCUCGAUCCUCCAGAGUAUGGCCGGCCGCGACUCCCAGAACCCAGAACAGAGACGGCGCCGCCGAGACCAGCGCAGCCUCAGCAAGUCAGCUCAGGCCAUCAGCCGCUACUCCAGGAAGAUGAGUGAGCUCGAGGACAUGGCCGGCCCUGCUGGCUUUGUGUCGGAAAUGGAGGAAAUGAGGAGGGUGUUUUUCAGGCGACCUGGCUGCCCCCAGUUUAGCACCAGGGCCACAUCUGUAUCCCACCUGGGUUCGGCCACCGUGCUCGGCCUGCCCAGGGAGGCGUGCGUCAGCCCUGAGACCUGGAGGAUGGCGGAGGACCCACUCCUGGACAGGCGGGGCUCCAACAUGGGAGUGGACAGGCGCCUCGUUCCCUUUAGUAAGAGCGCCUGUGAGCUCAACUACCCGCGAAAGGAGUACGAAGCCCGGGCCCCGAGUCCCGUCGCCAGCGGCCUACUCACAGGCCAGAGCUUCCGGAGGAAGAGGGUGCCCUGGUACCUCUCGGUCAUCCAUGAGAAGGAACACUCCCUGCUCCUGCUGGGAGAGGAAAUUCAGCGCCUGUCUGAGCUGGAGGCACAGGUCCAGAAGAAAGACCAGGAGAUCCUGGCGCUCCAGAAGGACAAGGAGGUCCUGAAGAAGCAGCUGAAAUGCCUCCUCAGAAGCAAAGGCCAAGAGAUACCCGUGUCUGCAGCCAGGAAGGAGCGGCCCUCGGAGGCUCAGAGGCUGGGGGUGCUGGACAUCCUGAAGACCCUCUACCGGGACGAGGAGGAGCUGCAGCCCUGGGCGCAGGAGGAGCACGCCACGGAGCUGCCGCUGAUGCAGGAGGGCGAGGAGGAGGAGGAAGGGCAAGAGGGGGAGCCCCAGGGGGGCAGGAGCACCAGAGCCAGGAGCAGGAUGGGGGCCAUGCAGGAGGAGGGCACUGAGGCCGAGGAAGAGGCCGAGGAAGGAGACGAGGAGGAAGCGGAGGCGGAGGAGGAGGAGGAGGAAGAGGAGGAGGAGGACUGGGAGCUGCAGGAGGAAGACGGGGAGCCCCGCAGGAAGGCCUACUCCCUGACGGAGUCCUUCGAGGAGGAGCUGAUGGCCCAGCUGGAGGAGUACGAGCGCAUGCUCAUGGAGUUCCAGACGGAGCUGGAGGCCACCAGGACCCGGUACUCCCUCGCCACAGGAGCCAUCACGUCCUUACAGCGGCAAGUGGAGAGCCAGGAGUCCCAGCUUCGGAAGGCCGAGACGGACAACGAGGUCCUGCGGAAGGAGCUCCGGGAGCGGAAGCAGCAGCUACAGGCCAUGUCUGACAAGUUCUCCAAUCUCCGAGAAGACAGGAAGCACCAGGAGAUGAUGGGGCUCAUUGAGAAGGACAACCUUGUCCUCCGCCAGCGGGUGUCAGAGCUGGAGACAGAGCUUGCCAAACGUGACCUGGCCAUCACAGAGUUGAACACCAAGGUGGGCGAGCUGCAGGCGCAGACUGACCAGGACCAGAACCACCUGCAGCGGUGGAAACAGCUGUACGAGGAUCUACAGGGCAGGAGCGAGAUGGUCCAGCAGGCGGAGCAGGCCGCCCGCGUGGCGCUGGAGAGUGCCCAGUCCAGGCUUGAGAGACUGAGGAAUAAGAUCAUCCAAGCCACCUUCAAUGUCAGCGGGAUCAAGUCCUUGGCCACUGAGAUCACUGACAACCAGAUCCUGGAAGCUCUGCAGAGGGUCAUCUCAGAGAGGAGCGACUACUACAACCAGCUGAAGCAGAAAGGGGUCAAAGUGCCCCCCCUGCAGCAGUCAGAGAUCAUGCUCACCAAGCCCAAGAAGACCACCUCCAAAUAAGCCCAGACCU